AUGGCAGAACUACCAGAGAUAGUCACUCAGCUCGCACAGCAACUCAAGGCACAGAGACUCAUCAAGAUCUUCGUCGGUGACCAGACCGAGCCAUACGAGGUCCAACAAAGCGUUCUCGAGAAUGCAUGCGAGUACUUCGUCAAAGCCAUCAAGAAUGAGCAUUUGGGCGUGGGCAACAUUGGUACAUUGCGGUUCCAGAAUGACAGCAAAGACGCGUGGCAACUGCUACUAUACUUCAUCGUGCGAGGCCGCCUACCGGAGGACCUCGACCUUCGUGACGACUCAGGGCAGAUGCUGCUCAUCAGCUGCUGGGUCCUAGGAGACCGAUACUUCCUCCCGGACUUCCAGGACUUGGUCAUGGUCAAAGUCCUGAACAUCCUAGCAUUUGACGUGCCCGACUGGGAAACCAUCAGAUUCGCCUUGGAUAAUACUUGCAGUGGCUCCAAACUCAGAAGAGCUUUCGCAGACACGGCUAUAUCGUAUGUGUACUCUGACAGCAGCACUGUGGACGAUGUGCAUGCGGAUGAUGCAGCAGAGCUCGAGGAUCUGAUGGGGGUUUCUGGUGCUGUCGUUGAGAUCCUGGCCGCUCGCGACCGACUCGAAAAGAACAAGUUUUCAUGGGUAUGUCCUUUCAAUGAGGCCACUGUAUCGAACCCGCUGGCAGGAGAAUGGCAGGACUACAUGGUCGGCGAAGUGACAUUCAGCUCAAGAAGCGCUGGGUACAUGUUCGAACUUGUGAAUGCCGAUUGA
This is a messenger RNA of Fulvia fulva, 750 nucleotides long. RefSeq lists its product as uncharacterized. The transcript is spliced from 2 exons. Lineage: Eukaryota; Fungi; Ascomycota; Dothideomycetes; Mycosphaerellales; Mycosphaerellaceae. Bases 1 to 750 code for a protein of 249 amino acids. The record is from RefSeq and is a predicted model, not a curated record.